Messenger RNA from Columba livia (rock pigeon), 5353 nucleotides. RefSeq names its product serine/threonine kinase 10 (gene STK10). Gene Ontology annotation, biological process: protein phosphorylation. The transcript is spliced from 19 exons. Bases 178 to 3039 code for a protein of 953 amino acids. NCBI's taxonomy places the organism in Eukaryota, Metazoa, Chordata, Aves, Columbiformes, Columbidae. The record is from RefSeq and is a predicted model, not a curated record. Gene Ontology annotation, molecular function: ATP binding; protein serine/threonine kinase activity.
GCGGGGGCCAGGCCGGCAGGUGGAGCGGCGCCGGCUCCAUGUGCGCGGCUGGAGGCGACCCCGCUCCCGCCCCGCCGCUCCCCGGGCGCAGCGGCUCCGUCCUCCCCCGGGGCCGGGCGCGGGAGGCGGCUCCGCUCGCUCCCCAGCCGCCGCCGGGCAGCCCCGCACCGCUCCGCAAUGGCUUUCGCUAAUUUCCGCCGCAUCCUGCGCCUCUCCACCUUCGAGAAGCGGCGGUCCAAGGAGUACGAGCACGUCCGCCGGGAUCUGGACCCCGGCGAGGUGUGGGAGGUGGUGGGGGAGCUGGGAGACGGCGCCUUCGGCAAAGUCUACAAGGCUAAGAAUAAGGAAACAGGUGCUUUAGCGGCUGCCAAAGUCAUUGAAACAAAGAGUGAAGAUGAACUGGAGGAUUACAUGGUGGAGAUUGAAAUACUGGCGACCUGCGAUCACCGGCACAUCGUCAAGCUGCUGGGAGCGUUUUACUGGGAUGGCAAGCUCUGGAUCAUGAUUGAGUUCUGCCCAGGCGGGGCGGUGGAUGCCACCAUGCUGGAGCUGGACCGGGGCCUGACCGAACCCCAGAUUCAAGUGAUUUGCCGCCAGAUGUUGGAAGCCCUCCAUUACCUCCAUGGCAAAAAGAUCAUCCACCGUGACCUGAAAGCGGGCAACGUGCUCCUCACCCAGGACGGGGACAUCAAGCUCGCUGACUUUGGAGUGUCUGCCAAAAACACGAAGACCUUGCAGAAGCGAGACUCGUUCAUUGGGACCCCUUACUGGAUGGCCCCGGAGGUGGUGAUGUGCGAGACCAUGAAGGACACUCCGUACGACUACAAGGCGGACAUCUGGUCCCUGGGAAUCACGCUGAUUGAAAUGGCCCAGAUCGAGCCGCCCCACCAUGAGCUCAACCCCAUGAGAGUCCUGCUGAAGAUUGCCAAGUCCGACCCCCCCACGCUCAGCUGCCCGUCCAAAUGGUCCCUGGAGUUCAGAGACUUCCUGAAGACAGCGCUGGACAAGAACCCAGAGACGCGGCCCAGUGCUGCCCAGCUGCUGGAGCAUCCCUUUGUGAGCAAGGUGACCAGCAACCGGGCCCUGCGUGAGCUGGUGGCCGAGGCCAAGGCUGAGGUGAUGGAAGAGAUUGAGGACAGUCGCGAUGAAGCAGAAGACGAUGACUCGUCGGAGUCUGCCUCGCCCCCUGGUAAGCACAAGCGGGACCCCUCUGAGGCGAGUCAGCUGAGUUUUGAUGGGGAGAAGCCUCCAGACUCCUCCUUGCCCAAGGCAGUGAACGGGCCUGUCGGGACUGGCAAAGAGACCACAGAUUUAAAGAGCGAUAAAGUCUUGGAUGAAGGGAUAAGUAGAGACAAUGACAAACUGGAGAGCAACGACUCCACAAAAACCCUUGCCAGCUCUGCCACCUCGGCCACUCAGGGAAAGCCAGACAUCAUCUCACAGCCCAGGCCAGGCAGCAAGGAGAGGAAGAGCAUCGGGGAGCGACCGGAGAGCAGCCACCUGGAGAACUUCACAGAGGAGAAGCUUGCCAACGGGAGCUUGGAUCCCACAGCUCCAUUCCCUGGCAGCCGGUCCAAAGGGGAUUCGGAUUCUGGCAGCACUUCCGCCUCGGAAAGCAUGGACCUCACCAUCUCCCUGUCUGCUGACCUGUCCCUCAACAGGGAGAGCGGCUCCAUCUCCCUGAAGGAUUCCCGGAUGCACAAGAAGACGCUGAAACGCACCCGCAAGUUUGUGGUGGAUGGAGUGGAGGUGAGCGUCACCACCUCGAAGAUCAUCAGUGAGGAUGAAAAGAAGGAUGAAGAGAUGAGAUUUCUCAGGCGCCAGGAGCUGCGGGAGCUGCGUCUCCUUCAGAAGGAGGAGCACCGAAACCAGGCGCAGCUCAACAGCAAGCACCAGCUGCAGCUGGAGCAGAUGUUCAGGCGCUUUGAGCAAGAAAUGACGACAAAAAAGAAGUUCUAUGACACUGAACUUGAAAACCUCGAACGGCAGCAGAAGCAGCAGAUUGAGAAGAUGGAACAAGAUCACUCGCUGCGCCGGCGCGAGGAGGCCAAGCGCAUCCGCCUGGAGCAGGAGCGGGACCACGUCAAGUUCCUGGAGCAGCUGAAGCAGAUGAAGAAGGAGGUCAAGAAUGAGGUUGAGAAGCUGCCACGGCAACAGCGCAAAGGGAACAUGAAGGUGAAGAUGGAUGACUUCGCCCAGAAAAAACAAACCAUGGAACAGGAGUUUUUGGCCAAGCAGAAGGAGGACCUGGAGCUGGCCAUGAAAAAUAUAACUGCCCAGAACAAAAAAGAGAUCUGUGACAAGGAACGCGAGUGCCUGAACAAAAAGCAGCAGCUCAUGAGAGACCGCGAGGCAUGCAUCUGGGAUCUCGAAGAGCAUCAACAACAGGAGAAACACCAGCUUAUCAAGCAGCAGCUGAAGGACCAGUAUUUCCUCCAGAGGCACGAGCUGCUCCGGAAGCACGAGAAGGAAAGGGAGCAAAUGCAACGAUACAACCAGCGCAUGUUAGAGCAGCUGAAAAUUCGGCAGCAGCAGGAGAAAGCCCGGCUCCCCAAAAUCCAGCGGAGCGAAGGGAAGACGCGCAUGGCCAUGUACAAGAAGAGCCUUCACAUCCACUCCAGCGGCAGCGCAGCCGAGCAGCGGGAGAAGAUAAAGCAGUUUGCUCAGCAGGAAGAGAAGAGGCAGAAAGCAGAGCGGCUGCACCAGCAGCAGAAGCACGAGACGCAGAUGAAGGACAUGCAGGCCCAGUGCGAGAGCAACACGAACGAGCUCCAGCAGCUGCAGAAUGAAAAGUGUCACCUCUUGAUUGAGCAUGAGACCCAGAAGCUUAAGUCCCUGGAUGAGAACCACAACCAGCACAUGAAGGAGUGGCGGGACAAACUGAGGCCACGGAAAAAGGCCCUGGAGGAUGAGCUGAACCAGAAGAAGCGUGAGCAGGAGAUGUUCUUCAAGCUGAGCGAGGAGGAAGAUGGACAGACGCCAGCAUCGCCAACCAAACACGCCAAGUUCAUCCCAUUUGGCUCCACAGAGAGCUCAUAACACCUCGCAGCUGGCAGGCCACCGGCUGUGUCCUCCUGGGCAAUGUGGACUUAGAAGACCAUCCCAGCAGCCUCUUCUCACAGCAGCACCUUCCUGUCCCCUCACUCCGUCUGGGAUAAAUGUGGUGUCUGUCCUGCACUGGGGGAUGCUGACUGCGAGUUUUGGUGGCUUUUCUGGAAGCUGGAGACAACUCCACGCUGGGAGGCCGGGCAGGACCCUUUCUGCAAUCGUACUUGCACUGUGAGCUGGGUGCGUCGCCUCUCGCCUGAGCCUGGCGCUCACCAGGCUUGUCGGCAAAGACUGAAGCAAUAACUGCUCCGAACAGGAGACGCAGGCAGUGGCUCCUGCCCUCUGCACAGGGGUUAUCAGCCUCUGUCUCCACUGUGCCUGCUCUUUCUCUCGGUCCUCUGUAAGGACUAGUCUGGGGCAGAGCAGCUUUGGUAUUGUCUUGGGCUAACCUUGGCCUUCUGCCCCCUCAACGCUUGCCUUAGAUUUAUUUCUAUCUGCUGUGGCCCUUUUUUGUUUGAGGGAGAGACAGUGAUAAGGAUUUUUUUUGCUUCUUUUGAGGAAGGAGGAUUAGGUUUUUUUCUUUCCUCUUCCUCCUUGUACAGACUGUACAGAAAGGGGACCAGCUGGAUGUCCUUCCAAAGAUGCUUCUGCUUCUUCAUUUACCAUGAUUGCUGGCACCACAGUCCCUCUGGCACUUAAGUAAUACUAUCUUAUGAGAGACUGGACUAUAGCAUAAUUAAACUGUUCAGCUGGCUGCAGGCUUUUGUCUCUUAAAGAAGUGUAUGUGCUUGUGCAGAGCGGGAGGUUGAUAAUGGUGCUUAAUCCUGUGGUGACACAGGAUGGUGUCAGUCACAGUUGUGUGCCUUCUGGUAAGGACAAAUGAGAGGCCAAAGGCUAUUAUUGCCGGGGCUCUCAUCAUCACACAUGUGCUUGAGAUUACUUUUUGAGUGUUAAAUAUAUGUGGGCCAUGUGGGUCAGCCAGCCUGGCCGCUCUGCAGUCAGGGCUACGGGCUGCAAAGCAUCAUUUGGAAGGAAUAAAGGAGUCUUGAAGCAAGGCGUGUAAGGGAAGAGGGGAUGCAAAGACAGCUCGUGGUGGCUUGUUCAUCUCAGCAUUGCUUUCUCCACUGUCGUCUCAUCUCCUUGUGAUGUCCCGCAGUUUUUCGGAUGGUCCUCCUGGCUUUCAGGUUGGAGUCACGCUGCAGAGCGGCAGAGCCGCUGCAGGUCCGGCCCCGGGUCCCUGUUGCUUUAGAGACAGUGGCAUUGCAGGAAAAGGUGGUAAUGUGAUGUGCUACACUUCCGGGUACCUGGGUGAAGGAGUCAGCCCCCAUGUCUUUAACACCUCUUCUGAGAAGUGCCCUUACAUUUACUACCCAUUUAGAGUUCAUGAUACAUAUUCAUAAGCUUCCUGCAAACUAACAAGGCUACAUCUAUUUGGGCUAUUCCAAGUUUCUUUGGAAUCCACACCAUUGAUGUCUUUAUUAAUGAACAUUGCCUAGAUGGAGAUCUUAAGGGCUGGGACCCUUUACAAGGCUGUGUAGCAACUUUUCAGUAACUAGCCUGUCCUUCUAGGAAGACCAUGCGUCCCAUCUCCGAAAGCGCUGACUACGCCUUUCAGAUGCAAUAGCACCAGGUUGGGAGCUGAUGUAAAAUGAGUCAACGCAGGAGGUUGCUCCUGAACGAUGUGCUGAUUUGAGCUUUAAAUUGUAUUAGAAAUGUGUGCUGGCAGCUGCACGGUUCAUGUUCCUGGUCCCCUUAGGAUCCAGUUGGAUGUAUUCUAUGAAAUGGUUGUUGUCACAGAAAUCAGCACCCGGUGCCUGUCCCUUCACGUGUUACGCAUGACUUGCAGAGGGCUGUCCUGCAGCAUGCUGUUCAUUAGGUGCCUCCUCCGGCCGAAGGUAAAUCGCUUCUCUCUUUCUCCAGUCUGGCUUUCUUUCAAUCUGGAGCUAGCAGCGUGAUGGAGGGUAGGAAUGGUUUUGUCCCCUGCUCGUUGUCUGUUCCAUCUCCGUGCGCCGGGGCUCUGGUACCAUGUCCCUCCCCUAGAAGAGGGCAGGGGAGCACAUAUUCUGAUUGUCAUGUUUAGUGGGUGGUUAUCUUUUCUUCUCCCUUUCAAAAGAGGAAUUUCUUUGUCCUGUUCAGAAGUAACCAUGAAUAAACUCAUGUUAUUUUUGAGGGGGGUGGGAGAUGCCAUUUUUUCAAAUGUGGCUUUGAAUAAAAGAGGUUUUUAAUAUUUUGUAAAGUGUCUUCAGUGGGGCCACCAUGAUGAUGUAAAGACCCUUCUAAUAAAGUAACAGACUGAGCAACCUGG